Molecule: messenger RNA, 1755 nt
Organism: Conger conger (European conger)
Lineage: Eukaryota; Metazoa; Chordata; Actinopteri; Anguilliformes; Congridae
Product: SLAM family member 5-like
Exons: 5
Coding region: 176-1138 (320 amino acids)
Source: RefSeq, a predicted model, not a curated record
ACACACACACACACACACACACACACACAAACGCACAAACUCAGACCUGCUCCUUCACACACAAGCCCAGGUAUCUCACACACACAUACACACACACACACACAUUGUUGAAGUGAAGGAAGCAGUUGUGGGCCAUAAAGAAGCUCUGUCAUUUCUGCUAAGCUGAUUUUGCACCAUGUCCUCUUCCCUGUUUGCAACUCUUUUGGUGCUGCAGGUGUUUAAUGUCUGCGGAUAUUCACUGCAGGUGAAUGGAGUCGUUGGAAAGUCUGUUUUGCUUCCCACGAAGGAGGAGCGACUACUCAAAGGAAUUGGUGACAUGAAUUGGAAAAAGAAUAGUGAUGAUAUCAUCACAUUAGUGAGAAAAUCAGAAAACUCACCAUUUGAAAUCCAGCAUAUGGACUCAAACUUCACAGGGCGAUUGAUCGUGAAUAAUGACACUGGGGCUCUAAACAUCAGCAAUCUGAGAGAAGAGGAUUCUGGGGAAUAUGUCUUUGGCGGUUUAAUAUCAUCCAGGUCCCUGAAGCCAGUGACAUAUAAACUGCAAGUUUAUGAGAGGAUUGUCUCAGUGCAGGUAACCACCCAGGUCAAUAACAGCACAGACAGCUGUAAUGUGACCCUGAGUUGCAGUGUGUUUGGGAGCCACCAGGUGGCACUGUUCUGGUCCACAAAUGGAGGCAACAUUCCCGGAACAGAGAACAAAACUACCCUGACUGUGUCCCCCACCCUGGCAGAAGAGAUCUACACCUGUACAGCCAAGAACCCCGUCAGCUCCCAAAACAGCAGUGUGACAGUCAAGUCCUGCCAACCUCGCGCACCAUCUCCUGGCUUCUCACCGUGUGCACUAAAGUCAGUGCUGUUCUCCACGGGUCUGGUUGCCAUGGUUUCGGCUGUCAUCGCAGUUAAUGUCAGAGAGAGGUGCUGCAGCUUUGCAGUGAUUGCCACUUCGUACCGUCUGGCACCUCCCCCUCGCCACACCUGCACUUCACGCUCAGGACUGCUGUCUGUCCUGGUGCCACGGUGGUGGAAUGACCUCCCGGUGGAUGUCAGAACGGCAGAGUCUCUGACCUCCUUCAAGUGCAGACUGAAGACCCAUCUCUUCAGGCUACACCUUUCCCUCCCCAACUCACAAUCACCGUGAUUAGCCUUAGACCGUAAUGGCACUUAUGUAUAGAUAUCGUUACUUGUAUAGGUAUUGUUGUUGUAUUGUUGUAUUCUAGCUGCCAACUGUGGUAUGCUAGUUUGAAAGUUGAUUGUAUUCUUCAAGGGUUCUGAAUUUCUGUAUGUUUACACUAGGACUCGGAACUGUACUGUCCUCUCAGGUCCACUUUUGCACUUGUUCUUGUGUUUGAUUUGCACUUUGUUGUACGUCGCUCUGGAUAAGAGCGUCUGCUAAAUGCCACGUAACGUAAUGUAAUGUAAUUGUAGUAAUUGUUAGCCAUUAUUUGAUCUUAACAGUUGUGUUAAAUGUUUUUUAAAAUUUUUUGCUAUUACAGUAUUUUUUCAUGUCUGUGAGCUUUUAUGAACUCUCAAAUGAAUCCAAACAAAUCGAAAUCAAAUUAAAUAUGAAAUGUAAAUCAUUUGUUGCUCCAAUCAGAGCCUAGCUUGUGCUAUACGUUCUCACAGAUCCAGCGCUCCACUCUGUUAGUACUGUUUGUUACUGCAUUAAGAUGUUAAGCGAUGAAGCUGCCCCAACCGCCUUUCUAAAGGCGAGAGCAAUAAAACGAAGCUCCGCUGGAGUGAUUCAAGAAAUGCCAA